This is a messenger RNA of Meriones unguiculatus (Mongolian gerbil), 2838 nucleotides long. Its product is annotated as collagen alpha-1(III) chain-like. Bases 1 to 2838 code for a protein of 945 amino acids. NCBI's taxonomy places the organism in Eukaryota, Metazoa, Chordata, Mammalia, Rodentia, Muridae. The transcript is spliced from 3 exons. The record is from RefSeq and is a predicted model, not a curated record.
AUGAGGCGGCGGCGGCCGGGCGGCGCGAGAGAGCGAGCGAAACGGGAGUCGCCUGCGACAACACACGCCGGGGAGUCGCAACCCCGUCCGCCGCACUCGCGGACCGACCCCGACACGACCGGGAAACGCAACCACGACCACCUCUCCUCCUUCUUCUUCUUCCCCCGCGGCAUCGGGAGAGCCGGACGGCCAACACCGGGCGCGGAGCGAGGGUUCGUUCGGGCGGGGGAGGGAAGGGAGCGGCGGGGCGGAGGAGCGGCCGGCGACGGCCACCCGCGGGAACGACGGAUCCGCCACCACCGCCGACACCACGGGGGGCGGAGGCGCGGGACGGUCACGGGGGACGGCGGGGGCGGAACCGGGAAAGCCACACCCGUCGGAGCCCCCCGCGAGACCCGUCGGAGCCCCCCGCGAGACGGACACGCCCCCGGGCGCGACACACCGCGCCUAUUUGGCCACGGCAAGAAACCGCGCCGGCGGGAACGGCGGGGGUCCGUGGGCGGGACGGGGCCUCGGCGGGCCCCCACACGCAACGGCAGCGAGACCGGGAGCGGGCGGGAGAGACCACCCCAACGGGGCGCGGCGGGAGAUCUGGCGGCAGCCGAGCCUCGGCGAGAGCCGGAGGAACGGGGGGGACCCGUGAAAACGCCGACCGCGUCGCGGGAGAGACGGGAGGCGAGACGGGAGAGGUCGGCGAACGGCCUUAACCCGCGCGGGGGGGGGGUUAACCGACGGGGGGAAGGGCGGAGAGACCACCACGGCAGAGGAGGGCCGCCGAGACCUCGGGGAGAGGAGGAAACAUCGACCGGAGCCCCCGCCGCUACAGGGCGACGGGGCCGGAAGAGCCCCCAGACGCACCUCGGCCGGCGGACCCACCAAAGACGGGUAAACUGCAGCCGCAAGCCCCUUCUCCCCUCGCGGGGGGCCGGACGCACGCGGGAGACCUCCCCCGGCGCCACACAACGUCCACACGCAGAACGCGGCCGCAGCCGCGGGGCCGGGACCGCCCUCCAACUGCUCCACCCGCACACGCCGAGCGGCCUCUCCCGGACCGCGCCGAACGCCCGAGGCGCGACCGCGCGUGCACGGGGCGACCCUCCCCCCGAGGGGGGCACGGGUCCCGGCCAGCACGGCCGCGGGGGUCGGCCCGGACACGAGGGAGCCGGCAGCGGCGGGCGGGGAGGGGGAACGACACGGCAAGGACGAGAUGCCGGCGACGGCGGGGGCGACGACGGGAACGGGCCCCCUCACCCGAGCACGCACCGAGAGAGAGGCCGCCCCCGCCCUGGCGGCGACCGGCCGAACACCGGGGGGCGAAAACGGACGGGAAUCACACCGCUCACACUCCGGGAGCGGUCCCGCCACACCCGCGGCGCCGAACCGAGUCGACCCCAGAAACGACGACGGCCCCCCCCAACGGGGAGCCCCGGGGAGACGCAACGCGAGAGGCUGCCGAACGCCGACGCCACCGCCGCCGAGGGCCCCUCGAGCGGGAACGGGACCCCCCCGACGUCCGACGACGAGCCGGACGCGGCCGACCGCCGUCUCCAAAAGGCCGCCCCCGAGAGAGAGAUCGAUACACCGCCGAGACCCGGACGACCCCGGAUCCCCCGGAGGGGGGAAAGGUCACCCGCGCUCCCCCAACCGUGGGAACGCUGCCGAGGAGGGGGGGCGAGCGGGACGACGCCCCGCCACACGAACAGACCACAACGCACGCACCACGCGCGGCAACGUCCAAGUCGCGGGAACGGCAAAGACGGGGACGCGCACGGGAGGGCCGCACGCGGCGGGCGGCCACGGGGUGGGGGCAGGGGAACAGGGACGGGUGGGACCGGGAGCCCACCACCGCCCUUCCGCUACCCGUCCCGCGGCGCCCCACGGGGAUGGGAUGGGGCAGACCGCGCGCGCGCGGGGGUGCACACGCGGCCCUUCCACCACCGCUACCGCCAACCUCCGCCACGAGAACCCAACACUCCGCGACGCCGGCAUGACGCCGAGCUCUUGCCCCGCGUGAUCCCUCCCCGGACUCGGAGCGAGGAGGCGCGGGCCGCGCUAGAGAAGGAACGCUUUCUCACCGAGGGCGGGGCAUACCCAACCCGACCAAGCACCCCCGGCCGCGGCCAGCCGGAGAAACGACGUGCGUGCGGGCGUGACGCUCACACAACUCGACCUCCGUCGAGCAACGGGGGGGAAGACACGCACGCGGGGGGUCUGCGUUAUGGCCCGCCUCCCGGGACACGCCGAGGGCACACGGCACGCAACGACGCGGUGGACGCUCACCCGACGAGGGGCCCCCCCUCUCGGAAACGGGCACCCCAAGGAGCCUCUCACCGGCCUUUGGGUCAUUACACUCGACCCCCCCUCCUCCUUCUCCUCUACCGUGUCUCCCGCACCAGCGGAGCGGGCACGGACCCACAAGAGGGACGGCAAACAACGGGAACAAGCCACGCACGCCGCAAGCAAGCAAAGCCGAGCACAGGAGGCGCCAGAGGGAACGGGAAACGCCACCGCCGCUCAGAAGCGGGCACCUCGAAGUCCUGGGACGCUCCAGGGGCACCGCGAGGAUCGCAAAGAACGAGGCGCGCGCACACCGACCGGGAGCGGCACGCGACGCCGCAGAUGAGCCACCCUCCCCCGGCCCGGGGAAGGGGGCUCAAGGGGCCACACGGGCAAAACGAACCCACACGGAGCCCCACGCACUGCAGCAACGAGUGCGCGGGCACGGGGCUCAGGCCGGGCAACCGCACCCUUGCCUUCCACACACCACCACGGGCGGGUGGGGAGGAGAGACGAAGGGCCCGCUGGCAGAACGAGAGGAGCGGGCGCCAUUCACAAUGA